Messenger RNA from Pelobates fuscus (common spadefoot toad), 2974 nucleotides. It is a transcript of the gene MAP2K6, whose product is annotated as mitogen-activated protein kinase kinase 6. Gene Ontology annotation, molecular function: MAP kinase kinase activity; ATP binding. Lineage: Eukaryota; Metazoa; Chordata; Amphibia; Anura; Pelobatidae. The record is from RefSeq and is a predicted model, not a curated record. The transcript is spliced from 12 exons. Gene Ontology annotation, biological process: MAPK cascade; protein phosphorylation. Bases 277 to 1284 code for a protein of 335 amino acids.
GCGUUCAGGAACUACACUUCCCGGCAUCCUCCGCGGCGGCCGCACGGAGCGCAUGCGCAGUGAGCUCGGCUGAUCCAAGUUUGGAGCUCUGGCCCAUCAUGUAGGUGCAGAGCCCGGGAGCAGAGGGAGAGAGCGGCAGCGGCCAGCCUGAGCGGCCUUCACCCAGCUUUAUUGGCAAGCAGCGCGCGAGCAGCACUUUGCAGCUUGUUCUGAGAGAGCCCCAGCAGGGGAGGCAGAGUCUUUGUGCACCCCUCCCCCACCCGAGCAGAGGGGAGAAUGUCUCAGUCCAGGGGAGGACGGAGGAGAAAUCCGAACUUGAAAAUUUCAAAGGAAGUCUUUGAACCGCAAGCCACUUCACCAACACCACCACGAGAUCUUGACUCCAAGGCGUCCAUCCUUAUUGGAGAAAAGAACUUUGAGGUGAAGGCAGAUGACUUGGAGCCUAUAGAGGAACUUGGACGAGGAGCCUAUGGCGUUGUGGAGAAGAUGCGUCACGUACCCAGCGGACAGAUCAUGGCAGUUAAGCGCAUCAGGGCGACAGUGAACAGCCAGGAACAGAAGAGACUUCUAAUGGACUUGGAUAUCUCCAUGCGCACCGUGGAUUGUCACUUUACUGUCACAUUUUAUGGAGCAUUAUUUAGAGAGGGCGACGUAUGGAUCUGCAUGGAGCUAAUGGACACCUCUCUGGACAAAUUCUACAAACACGUCAUCGACAAGGGCCUGACGAUCCCAGAGGACAUACUCGGAAAAAUAGCUGUUUCUAUUGUUCGAGCAUUAGAACAUCUGCAUAGUAAACUCUCCGUGAUCCAUAGAGACGUGAAACCCUCCAAUGUACUGAUUAACACCCAGGGCCAGGUGAAGAUGUGUGACUUUGGCAUCAGCGGUUACUUAGUGGACUCUGUAGCUAAAACCCUGGACGCUGGCUGUAAGCCCUACAUGGCGCCUGAAAGAAUAAAUCCAGAUCUCAACCAGAAAGGCUACAGCGUGAAGUCUGACAUUUGGAGCCUGGGAAUUACCAUGGUCGAGCUGGCAAUUCUGCGCUUUCCGUAUGAUUCUUGGGGAACCCCCUUUCAGCAGCUAAAACAGGUGGUGGAGGAACCGUCGCCCCAGCUGCCUGCAGAUAGGUUCUCGGCUGAUUUUGUUGAAUUUACCUCAGAAUGCUUGAAGAAGAAUUCCAAUGAGCGUCCAACUUACACAGAACUUAUGCAACAUCCCUUCUUCACACUGCAUGAAACGAAGAACACUGACGUGGCGUCGUUUGUCAAGUGUGUUCUGGGAGAUUAAACCGAUGCCACACGAUCCGUUUCACAACGUACGCACGGACUUCUCCCUUAAAAUGGCUGCCGUGCUCUAGUUCCCAAAGCAUUGCAUCAUGGGACUGGGAAAACUGGACUCUAUAAUCUGCUGGCGUCCCAACGAGGGAUGCCAUUCUAGCUGGCCGAGAACCCUAACCUCUUCUCUGCCACGGCAGUGCAAGCGUUAACGCCUCUUACCUUAGAGGCUCAUUGUUGGUUUAGAGUCAUUUUAGGGAUCUUACGUAUAGAUUUUCCCCCUUUCUUCUUUUUAGUUUUUUUGGUUUUUUUUUAGGUGCUACUGUAGGUUUAUUUUCUUUUUCUAGAUUCCCUCCUAUUGUAUUUUUUUUUUUUUUUUUUUAUUUAUGUUCUAUAUCUGAAUUAGCUUCUGUUUUUAUGAGAGGAGAUCUGCGUGUGAUGUGGGAGGAGAACCGUUUCAAAUAUUUAUAGGAUUUGCUGGUGAAAGGGUGAAAAUCUUUGUGUAUACUAUUUAAGCCCCCCCCUCUCCCCCAGCUUUUAUUUGAUAUCCUUUUUAUUUUUUACUAAUGGUCCUGGAAGAGUGAGUGAAUAACUGGUGAUUUUGUUUUUUUCGCUCUCUUUUUAGUAGUUGGACAAAGUAGAAUUCGUUUUUCAUUUUUAAAUUUAAUUUUAUUUUUUUUCUUGGCCAAAGAUGAGGAAAAUGUAUUUUGCGUUCUUGACAGAGGUCUUGCAGUAGUACCCUGAAAGGAAAAUAUAUAUUUUAACGAAACCUAUAAACCUGCAGACUGCUUUGUGGCCUUUCAAAUCGAGGAAGAAAUGUCAGCGGGAUGAAUAUUUACUAACAGUGCUGCGUAACGCCGCCAUGCGCCUCACAGAGCCUUAAAACCUCUAGCUGCUGUGCUCUGCAACCCCUUUUUAUUCUUAAUGUGUAUCAGACACUAAAGGCCUGUUUUUAAAAAAAUGUCUUCAUUUUUUUCUGAGAGCUUUGAACCCAUUGCUGUGAGGCGUUUUUUUUUUUCUCCCCCUCCUUCGGUACUGUAGGGACUCAUUAAAUAUAUUUACCCUUCCUAAUAACCAAGGAGUUUUUACGUAACUUUUUAAUUUGUCGAUUUCAACCGGUCUUUAUUUCCCCAAAGAGAAGCGAGUGCUACAUGCCGUGGGACACGUUUAGCCAACUUCUGCCCUCGUGUGCUGGAAACUAGAAGACUCAUUCAUGGUUCUAGAUCGCCAGCUGGGGUGUUUUGGUUCUGUCUGGCACUUUCUGCCUUUAUUUUUCUGAACGUGGCAAAAUUAAUUCCUAUUUUUUUUUGUCACCUUAAUGCAGAUGUAUUUUUUGGGGAAGUGUAUUCGAUUAGCCUUUUGUUACCAGAUGGGCCGGCAACUUGCUGCGAAAGUUUAAACUGGGUCAUGGCAUCCAUGACAGAUAGCAAUGUUUUAUAUUCUUUUAGAAGCCGGUUUAUAAUUGCAUCCUGUUGUGCGGCUUUUUAUCUGGUCCUCUGCAAAUUCUGUAGGUUUAUAAUACUGUGCAUCCUUAAUGAGCUGAACAUAGGGAUUAUAUUGGUGUUUUAUCUCCAAUCAAAUGAAAUGUCUUGCAUAUCAAUUAUAUAUUUUAAUGUCAAACGUGUGGGUUUGUGUUUUUAUUUGUCCAUAUUCAAUGCCCCUUGCGAACCCCAUUUUGCCAAUAAAAGGGUCAUGAUUUGAAA